Molecule: messenger RNA, 1306 nt
Organism: Amblyraja radiata (thorny skate)
Lineage: Eukaryota; Metazoa; Chordata; Chondrichthyes; Rajiformes; Rajidae
Gene: dnal1
Product: dynein, axonemal, light chain 1
Exons: 8
Coding region: 85-660 (191 amino acids)
Biological process (GO): outer dynein arm assembly
Cellular component (GO): cytoplasm
Molecular function (GO): alpha-tubulin binding; dynein heavy chain binding
Source: RefSeq, a predicted model, not a curated record
CCUCUGGUCACGCGACACAUUCUCUCCGCCCCGGUGAGCCGCGCCUGCGCGGGGCAUCGCUGUGCCUAGCAACCGCAGCGGAGGAUGGCAAAAGCGACCACCAUUAAAGAGGCUCUGGCCAAGUGGGAAGAAAAGUCAGGUGAGAAGGCAGCUGAAGCAUUGGAGGUGAAGUUGUAUGGUCAGGUCCCUCCUAUUGAAAAGAUGGAUGCGUCCCUUUCAACACUGAGUAAUUGCGAAAAAUUGUCUCUUUCAACUAAUUGCAUUGAAAAAAUAGCGAAUUUGAAUGGACUAAAGAAGUUAAAAAUCCUAUCACUAGGAAGAAACAACAUAAAGAAUUUCAACGGCCUGGAGUCAGUCGGGGAGACAUUGGAAGAAUUGUGGAUAUCGUAUAACUUAAUAGAGAAGCUUAAAGGAAUUCAUGCCAUGAAGCAGCUCCGAGUGCUAUACAUGUCGAACAACUUAGUGAAGGAUUGGGCUGAGUUUGGCAAGCUGGCUGAUCUUCCUAACCUGGUGGACCUUGUAUUUGUGGGGAACCCAAUAGAAGAGAAACACUCAUCGGAAGGCGUCUGGGUGGAUGAAGCAACAAAGAGGCUGACUCGGCUGAAGAAACUAGAUGGGAUCCCUGUCAUUAAACAGGUGGAAGAAGAGGCUGAUGACUAACUGACUGAGGCCGAUGUCUGAACAACCUUCCUAUUGCACUUUCUCUACUCUCCUUGCAAGUGAGCAUUGUCUGAAGAUCUCACAGCCCAGUCUUUGGAAAUUUCCCAGCACGUUCUCAUUGUGUUGCCUCGUGAUUUUUGUCAUGUUUGUUGAAAACUGUGAGCUUCCAAAAUCUACUGACCAACAACUAGAAACUACAACCACUAACAGGAAAAUAAUUGCUUGAACUACAGAUUUCUUUACUUUAAUUUCUUUUGUAUACUUUCGUGUGACACGAGCAUUAACUUACAGAUGCUGUUUGACAACAUGGUAAACUGUUGCUCAUUUCUGGUAAAGCACAUGAAACUAUUUUCUGUAAAACGAACAAUUUGUAAUUAUAAAUGAAUAUGAGAUAUUGUUACAAUGUAGUUAAUGAAUGUGAUGUUCAUAGAUAAGGUCCUACCUUUGCUUCUAAUGUCAUAAAGCAGCAGCUUUUCCCUAUGUUCAAUUCAUCAAGCAUACUUUUUUAAGUGAUAGUCUCAUUUUUGUAAAGUGCUUUUAUCUGUUUUAUACGAAAUUAUUUAUCAGACGAUGUUGUACAUGUACGCACAAUCUUGUGGAAAAAUGAUUUAUUCUGGUAAUGAUUAAAUAUAAUUAACUUUCCUUA